AUGGCACCUGUCGAGGCUGAGAAAUUUCUAUCUUACGAAGCCGGGCCCGAGGUCGAAGAGUUCGCCAACGCGCUCGAUGACUGUCUCUCCCCUCCCCUCUCAAACGAAGAACGACGAGAACGAAUUAUAGACCUACCAAGAAAAUACUAUGAGAAUGCCAUUCGACGCCUAGCACAGGUCCGACCGCGCAUGACGCGCAAUGGACAAGACGAUGUCGAUAUGGAUGCAGACGACGAUGGUACUAAUAGCAACCCUGCCUCAGCAGAGCUUGUCAAACGUCUCGAGAGGGAAGCGCAGACAUGGGAUCUAUUGCGCAGGCUCCUUCCACUAAGAUAUGCUAGUUCUGAUGACGGGCACAGCGCUUCCAAAACCGAACAGAGCUCCGUGGAUUCAGGAGACCUGUUCAAGAGUUUCCUUGCUAGUGAUUCAUCGGCGCGAGAACGUCAAGCAGUCAUACAAUGGCUCCAGAGCAAUGCUUCUUCGGGACCGGAUAUCAACGAGCUUGCGCAUGAACUCCAGCAAAAUGCCGACCGUGGAGAUAUCAUUGCUCACGGCUGGCUUCACACUCGCUCCUCAAUCAAGCUUCGGAAGGGCGUAACAGCUUGGCCCCAUCUACUGGAUCGCCAGUCACCAGCUAUUGCAACCUCAUUUCAUACCUCAGAUGGCUCACCUCUGGUGACACAACUGGACCCAGACGCUGCGACUCGCCAGGGACGAAAGCUUGAACCGCAAGAUGAGUAUUUCGAGCGUGCCAUUUGGUUGGGUUGCUGGGAACACCUCCGCCGAGGAUCAAGUUUGGAGUCUAUUCGUGAAUGGUGCCAAGAACGAACCGAAAUGUGGCGGGCUAUUUCGACCUCUGCGAUACUUCUUUCGGCCGACGACAGCCAGGGAGUGGCCGACACUAAACCAGCAUCACUUGCUCUGUGGCGACGAAUGUGCUUCAGCUUGUCUCGAUCUGGUGGUUGUGAUGACUACGAGCGUGCGGUAUAUGGUGUUCUAUCGGGAGACAUCCCGAGCGUCGAGAAAGUUGCCCUGAACUGGGAUGAUUUUCUUUUCGCGAACUACAAUGCAUUGCUACGCACACAGCUUGACAACUACAUACUUGGACAAUGCCCAGCCGACGUUGCUUCAAACCUCACACAAUCCUUUCCUUCAUUUGACGCCAUUCAAUUUCACGGUGAGCCAAGUACAGUUGACAUGCGCCUAAUCCGAGCUCUGGAAGCCAACCCUCAGAUCAAAGACGAAGCCAACGAACCCAAUAAGGCGUUGCAGGCAUCACUAAUUUCCAAGGAAAUUGGCCAACAUCUUUAUGAGCAGGGCUUCAUCAUUUCUUCUGGCGCAAAUCACAACGAGUCAGCACUCUACAGAUCAGAGUCUAGUAAGCUUGAGGUAAACAAGGAGAGGUUCUUUCAGUCUACGCAGCACUACGGCCUGCGGAUCGUCGCACAUAUCUAUCUCCUCAUCAACCUCUUGGAUAAGCUGAACUCGAAGGACGACUCUCUCGCCCCUGCCUAUUCCCCCCCUGAAAUGAGACGUUCCCAACAGAACCUCAUUGCCGGGUACGCGAAUUAUCUUCGCCUUGCCGAGUUUCAUGAGUUAAUACCUCUUUACUGUUCGAUUUUGGAACCCCCUCGGUCAUAUGAGGUGCUUAGCUACAACCUCAUUCCCGAAAAUGAGGCGAGCCGACGUUUACUACAACUGAGACUUAUUAGGAAAGCCGGCAUCGACGUGCUGGAGUUUGUCAAGACUCAGGCAUGGCUUCUGUUCGAUGAUCUGGGCCCGGCGCAGCAUGGAUGUCCUGCCAAGGAAGGGUUUAGCAUCAUUGAGCCUGGCCCACCUACUUCACGCAGCGGUCGUCCUGUGAGGCCCGAUUUCUUUGGUGAUGAUGAAAGAUUCGUUGAUCAGGCACAUGAGAACCUCAUCCGAUCACUAGAGUGGCUGGUACUGGUGCAAGAAACAUGGCCCAACGUGUUGUCUAUGGGAACCAAGAUCUACAAAUUCUUUUUGCGCAACAUGCACCUCAGCGCUGCUCGUCAGCUGAUGAAGCGAGUUCCAUUUUCAGAGGUCCUUCAUGCAGCUACGGAAGAAAACGGUGAUGAGAUAGAGUUAUACGAAGACAUUCCCGAGUUUUGGGCCAGGCAACUUGAUCGGAGAGGUAUUCGGGACGUGACACCGCAACAAGCACUUUCAGAUGCCCGAAAUUUCCGCGAGCUGGAGAAUCUAGUGCGAGCCCUGGAUAGCUUGGAGACAGUCGCGUCGCUAGCCGAGCUUACAAAUGAGGACCAAAAGAAAAACCGAGAGUUCUGGAAUGCUAUUGGUGACGAAGUCAAGAACACAAAAGAAAACAUGCAGCCUCUUCUCAAGAACUGGCUCCUGGUGGGCAUCGAGGAAGGUGAUCAAGAACUACAAGAUCUCCGUCAAGCCUAUCUACCCGAAACAGUUCUAGCAUACGUUGGCACGCUGCACUUUGCUGGCACUGGCUUGUCUCGAGACAACCUCCUGGAGUGUAUGGAGCUUGCUUCCAUCGUUGCAGAGCGCGAUUCGGAUCUGUCGGUUGCAUUCUUAGAAGCUGGAAGAAUGAAGGAGCUGGUGGAAGUAUUUGCUGCUAGCAGCAAGGCAUUAGCCAUCAGCACUGGCGAAAAGAGAACCGCGAGCACUGGCAGCAAGAAGCUGCGAGAGAUGGGUUGGUCCCGGGAUCUGUGGUCUGUCAGGCCAUGA
This is a messenger RNA of Fusarium proliferatum ET1, 2718 nucleotides long. RefSeq lists its product as uncharacterized. The coding region runs from base 1 to 2718 and encodes 905 amino acids. Gene Ontology annotation, molecular function: structural constituent of nuclear pore. The transcript is spliced from 4 exons. NCBI's taxonomy places the organism in Eukaryota, Fungi, Ascomycota, Sordariomycetes, Hypocreales, Nectriaceae. Gene Ontology annotation, biological process: post-transcriptional tethering of RNA polymerase II gene DNA at nuclear periphery; mRNA export from nucleus; protein import into nucleus. The record is from RefSeq and is a predicted model, not a curated record. Gene Ontology annotation, cellular component: nuclear pore; nuclear pore outer ring.